UAUUGUGAAAUAGUCCCAUACAAGUUGGUGAAAAUUACAAACUUUAAUAACAAAUUACUAAAAAACUAUAAGGUUGCGCGCUUUAAAACUUUACAUACACCCCCUUUAGAACCCCCUCUACCCCCCUAUUUUCCUUAAUUCCGUAAUCGGGGGUUACCAUUCUAAAAUUUUCCCAAAAAGAAAAUGUGAUUAGUAUUGCCAUAAUGCAAAACGUGCUGGCUGGACCACACGAUAAAUCUGUUUUCGAACGAAACCUGAUUGAUGUGCGUCCUUUACCACAAGAAAUUCUGGAACACAAUGCAGCAUAUUACAAGGACACAACAUUACGGAAUUUCAACGAUACUGUGCUUGGCUAUGUAACAGCGUGGAACUCGCUUGGCUAUGAUGUGGCAAAGUGGUUUGCGCGAAAAUUCGAUAUCGUCUCGCCGGUGUGGUUUCAAAUUAUCAAAAAUGGUGAUAAAUAUAAAUUAGCCGGCACGCACAAUAUUGAUACGAAUUGGAUGCGAGAAGUGCGCCGGAAAGGUAAAAAUGAACGUGGCACUACAGUGAAAAUUUUUCCGCGAUUCAUUUUUGAUAAAUUCACCGAACGCGAUUUUUCGCGUUUACUGAGUUUGGAAAGUGAGAGGAUGCAGCUAAACGAAAUGUUGGUAAAUGCUUGCAAGAAAUAUGAAUUUGAUGGUUUAGUUAUAGAGUUUUGGACGCAACUAGGAGGGCGAGUAGACGACCAAUUUCUCAUAACAUUGGUGCAACAAUUACAUGAUGCACUUAAAAAAGAAAAUUUACGUUUAAUCCUUGUGAUACCCCCAUAUCGGCAAGAAGUUCCGAACUUUUUCACAGAAAGGCAUUUUAAUCAACUGUACAAGCAUGUGUAUGCAUUUUCUUUGAUGACGUACGACUUCUGGAAUGUGCAAAGACCAGGUGCAAACUCUCCAUUAUACUGGGUACGACAAUCAGUCGAGCUAUUGGCGCCUGCUAAAAGUCAUGAUGCAAAAACGAAAAGACGCAAAAUUCUAUUAGGUCUCAACAUGUAUGGCAAUGAUUAUACACCCGAUGGUGGUAGCCCAAUUGUAGCUGGACAAUAUUUGAAACUUUUGCAAUAUGCCAAAAAACGCUUACCUUUCGAUGAGUUGGAUGUCGAAAACUAUUUCGAAGUAAAAUCCGAAGAUGGCCGUCAUAUAGUUUUUUAUCCCAGUCUUUAUUCUAUAAAUGAACGCAUGAAACUUGCCAAAGAGUUGGGUACUGGCAUUUCAAUUUGGGAAUUGGGACAAGGCUUAGAUUAUUUCUAUGAUCUCUUUUAGUGCUAGUAUUUGUGUUAUUAGAGAAUACAUAUGUAUACGUGUGUAUAUAAGCAAUAUUUUUUGAUUAAGUAAAUUAGUACUUAUGUACGUACAUUCAUAUGUAUAACCAUUCCAAUUCCAAAAUAAUCCAGUGGAAAAUGAACAUUCCUGAUAAUAUUAUAAGCACCAAAUUAAAUCAAGAACAUGACAUGAGCAAGAAAUUGGAAAUUCACUAUUGAGCUAUUGAGCCUCUUUUUUGCAUACAUAUUUAAUAAAUUUAAGUACUUUUUCUUUAGUCGUCGAAAUAUUGUCUACACAUUUCUCGUUUUCUACGAAUCUGAAGUAAACGUUAUCAUAAAAUAAAAAAACCGUCAUUUUAAUUAGUUUCUUUAUUUGCAUUGUAUGUAUUGUAGAAAUAGGCUUAAAAACCUUUCAGUCUGGCUUAAAUUGAAACAUACACAUUCAUUGGAUAAUGGCAUGAAAGUAUAAAUAUAA
Rhagoletis pomonella (apple maggot) is the source of this 1772-nucleotide messenger RNA. Its product is annotated as chitinase domain-containing protein 1-like. NCBI's taxonomy places the organism in Eukaryota, Metazoa, Arthropoda, Insecta, Diptera, Tephritidae. Gene Ontology annotation, biological process: carbohydrate metabolic process. The transcript is spliced from 6 exons. Bases 204 to 1298 code for a protein of 364 amino acids. Gene Ontology annotation, molecular function: chitin binding; oligosaccharide binding. The record is from RefSeq and is a predicted model, not a curated record. Gene Ontology annotation, cellular component: extracellular region.